Messenger RNA from Candidozyma auris, 1557 nucleotides. RefSeq lists its product as uncharacterized. The record is from RefSeq and is a predicted model, not a curated record. Gene Ontology annotation, cellular component: nucleus; cytoplasm. Gene Ontology annotation, molecular function: RNA polymerase II cis-regulatory region sequence-specific DNA binding. Bases 1 to 1557 code for a protein of 518 amino acids. The transcript has a single exon. Lineage: Eukaryota; Fungi; Ascomycota; Pichiomycetes; Serinales; Metschnikowiaceae.
AUGAUGUCCGUGAAGCCAGAGAAGAAAAAGGACCCGACGUCAAGGCCCUACCGGUGUCCCAUGUGCGAUAAAGCCUUCCACAGACUAGAGCACCAGACGAGACACAUUCGAACCCACACCGGGGAGAAACCUCACCUGUGCUCGUUUCCAGGCUGCAACAAGCGGUUUUCGAGGUCUGAUGAGUUGACAAGACACUCGAGAAUCCACACAAACCCAAACCUGCGGAGAAAUAAGAAUUUGUCCAAGAGCUCGGGCGCAACCCCCGCUGGUGCUAAUUCUGCUACUUCUGCCACGUCUGUUGCUGGUGGCUCCGUCGGGUCGUUUGGUGCCAGUGCCAAAACAAGCACUGUCUCGGGCCCUGGAACCGCUGGGUCACCGCCUUCCCCGGCCCUGCCUUCCCUUAACAGAUCCACACUUCCGUCAUCCUCCUCAGUAUCUACAAACGGCCAUGCAAAGGCCUCCCCACAGCUAGCAGCACACCAGCGUGCUCCUGGAUCCUCAAUAGCAUCGCUCAUGAACGACAGCGAUUCCCAGGAGAAACCCGUGCUAGCGCCGGCGUUAAACUCCGAGUCUUCCUCCUCCUCAGCGAACUCUCUCAGAGGUGGUUAUAUCACUAAGACAGCAGAUAGCCUGCCUCAAAUCCCUCCUGCUGCGCCAGAAAUCAAAAAGGAGCAGACUGAGAUCAAGAACUCCCCAAGAGUACGGCCAAGACCCAAACAGCUGCGCUCGACAAUGAGCAUUGAUCUUUUGGCGCUGGCGGCCACGGAAGAGCUCAGGUCCUUGGAGAAGUUCUCCCACCCUCCUUCUGUCACUGGCGAAGUGCCGGCAAACUCUCGCUCUCUCCCGUCGCUAACAGACUACUUCAACUCUGGCAAAAUACAUAAGUUUGCCGGUCUCGACGCCUCCAUGUCUUCAAAUAGCUUGCAGUACUUAUCUAGCGUGGCUCUCAACACCUCAAACGCAAAUAAUUCUAGCAGCUACACCACGCUUUCCAAAGCACACAAGUCCCACCUCAAUACUCUUCUGGCGUUGCAGAAAAUGACCCCGCUUAACAAGAAUCAUGUUCAUCAACCCACCCCGUCGAGAAACCACAUAAUGGAAGAUUCAGACUUGGACUAUGUCCAGUCCAGAUUGAAAAAGAACAGAGCUAGCUCGCCCCAAAGCAACUUCACGUUGCCGAACUCUCCGGUUCUUGGCCUCUCGACUGCAACAACACCUAUUCUUUCAGCAAAUAACUCUUCUACAAAUUUGUCAGGCUUCUUCAUGACCCCGGCUCAAGCCACUCACAGUAAUGUGUCGAACAAUUCGACUUCGUCGAUGCUUGAUAGGCAAACUUCGAAUCCGGUGGCCAUCCGUCAAAUGAAUACCACUCCUCCCUCUUCCACAGCGUCGGCUUCUGGAGAAUCUGGGGAGUCGCCGAUGAACGUGGAUCAGACAUCUACCAAUCUUCCACCAUUGCGAAGCCUCAAUCUUGAUUUACCUUCCAAUUUGGCCAUGAAUGAGACAAAGCCUUUAAGGUCAACGUUUCAUCAAUUCUCGUCAGGCUCAGAUAACUAG